Xenopus tropicalis (tropical clawed frog) is the source of this 1394-nucleotide messenger RNA. RefSeq names its product HSPA (heat shock 70kDa) binding protein, cytoplasmic cochaperone 1 (gene hspbp1). NCBI's taxonomy places the organism in Eukaryota, Metazoa, Chordata, Amphibia, Anura, Pipidae. The record is from RefSeq and is marked provisional.
CUGAGCCCGGGAUAAACCUCCGGCUGCUGUGUGCGUUGGAUAGUCGCUUCCAUUACUGUACCGGGCUGCGGGCUAGGAUCCUUACCGCUAGGUAUUCAGUGUGAUCUACACCAUGGCUGAUGGGGAACAAGAUGGCCACAGGCCACACCGGCAGAAUCUGCAGGGCCUUCUUCAGAUGGCCAUCGAAGCAGGGACAGAGUCAGACUCUACUCCCCAAAUGGAGCCAAUGUCAGAGGAGAGGAGGCAGUGGCUCCAGCAAGCCAUGAAUAGUGCUUUUUCUGGCCAAGCUGAUGAGGUGAAGAUGAUUAAGGAAUGCCUACAGGAGUUAAGCAAUGAAACAAACAGUGGGGAGGAAGAAGAUGGAAAAGAGAGGGCACUGGAGCUUCUGGCUGACUUGUGUGAUAAUCUAGAUAAUGCCUCAGAUUUCUGCAAACUGGGUGGCAUGGAUCUCCUACUUUCUCGUUAUGUAAACUGCCCAGAAGCAGAGCUGCGCUGGAGAUGUGCUGACCUGAUUGGCAUAUGCAGCCAGAAUGUACCAUUUGUUCAGGAGAUGGCACUUCGCUCUGGAGCAGUGAAGAUUCUUUUGCAACUACUGGACCUUGACCCUAACGAUCAAGUCCGGAUAAAAGCCCUUUUUGCUAUUUCUUGCUUGGUACGGGAGCAAGAAGAAGGACUUACAGAUUUCCUGAAGCAAGAUGGCUUCUCUGUGUUAAUGCGAGCCAUGCAAAGUGAUGUUCAGAAACUGAAGAUCAAAUCUGCCUUCUUGCUGCAAAACCUUUUAAUGAGCCACCCAGAACACAAAGGAACCUUAUGCUCUAUGGGUAUGGUAACGCAGUUGGUUUCGUUGCUGCACACUGAUCAUAGCCCUUUCCAUGAACAUGUGUUGGGUGCACUUUGCAAUUUGGUGACAGAUUUCCCACAAGCUGUGUCUGAGUGUCAGGCCUUGGAAUUAGGAUUUGAAGAGUUUCUCAAAGAAAGAUGUCUGCUGCUAGAUAAAAAAGAAGAGUUUCAGGAAGAGUUGGAGUACUGCAAUCGUCUUCUAAGAAUCUGCUUCCAGAAUACUCCAGAAGACAGUAGUAUGGAUAGAUGAUAGAAAAUGCCAUUAUUAAAUGUCUGCCUCAUGGUGGGGCAAAAAACAAAAAAAAUACAGUGUUGGGAUUUGGAGUUAAAUCUCAGAUGUAUACAAUCUUUGUUUCAAAAGAGGGCUCUGGGAUUCUUUAUAUAUUUUUAAAUAAAAUAUUUAAUGUGUAAAAUUGUAAUAUUCCUUGCAGGUUGUUUAUGUAUUUGACCUUGUGGAAUUGAAGCAUUACAAAUGUUAAUGUUCAUGUGUUUCCUAUGAUUGGAAUACUAUAUCAUAAUUCAUACCUAUAUUAAAGCUGUGCAGUUUCCCUCUG